AUGUCGCGUGCGCAUUUAAUCCACUGGCUCGUGCUGCCGCUGCUGCUGUGGUAUUGUGGGUCGCGCGCGCGAACAGGCGGGUGUCCGGUCCAGUGUACCUGCGAGCAGGACGGUGUGCAUGUGAGAGUGGAGUGCGCCGACCGGGGACUCACCUCACUGCCGGAGUCCCUCAGCGCCCACACCACUUACCUUGAUCUGAGCAUGAACAACAUUAGUCAGCUGCCCAGCAAUGCUUUCACCCACCUUCACUUUCUUGAAGAGCUGCGACUAGCUGGAAAUGAUUUGAUGGACAUUCCUAAAGGAGCAUUUGAUGGCCUUGUCAAUCUCAAAACUCUAAUGCUCCAAAACAACCAGCUUCAGGAGGUCCCCAGAGAAGUCUUUAAGAGCCUGCAAAACCUUCAUUCACUACGGUUAGAUGCAAACCACAUUUCAAGAGUGCCACAAGACUGUUUUGAUGGACUGUCCUCUUUACGCCACUUGUGGCUGGAUGACAACGCUCUGACAGAGGUACCUGUUGAUGCCCUGCACACCCUCUCCUCCUUGCAGGCAAUGACCUUCGCCCUCAACAAGAUCACCCACAUCCCAGACCGAGCGUUUGCCAGUCUUUCAAAUCUGGUGGUUUUGCAUCUCAAUAACAACAGAGUGAUGUCCCUGGGAAAACAGAGCUUUGAUGGGCUACAGAGCUUGGAGACUUUGGAUUUGAACUACAACAGUCUGGAGGAGUUCCCCAUCGCUAUCAGAACCUUGAGGACUUUAAAGGAGUUGGCCUUUCACAACAACAACAUUAAGUCCAUCCCUGAGCAUGCCUUCAUUGGAAACCCCUCUCUCUUAACAAUAUUCUUCUAUGACAACCCCAUUCAAUUUGUUGGUCAGUCUGCUUUCCAGCACUUGCCAGAGCUCAGAACGCUGUCUUUAAAUGGAGCAGCAGAUAUCAUGCAGUUCCCAGAUCUCACAGGCACACACAGUCUGGAGAGGCUCACGAUCACAGGUGCGAGAAUCACAUCUCUACCUAGCACAGUAUGUGAGCAGCUACCCAACCUGCAGAUGCUAGAUCUUUCAUACAAUCGAAUCCAAUCCCUUCCCAGUCUCCAAGGCUGCAAAAAGAUUCAAAAGAUUGAUCUUCAUCAUAACCAGAUCCAUGAGCUGCGAGCAGACACGUUUCAAGGGUUGCCUUUACUCAAGUCCCUUGGCCUGGCCUGGAAUAAGCUAUGCUCUGUGGACCCACUCUCCUUCUCUGAGCUGCCAGCUCUCACCAAACUUGACCUGACUUCCAAUCACCUUUCGUCUUUACCUGUGGUUGAGCUGCAUGUGUUGACUCACCUGAAACUGGCUGGUAAUGUCAAUCUCCAGGAGCUUAUUCCAGUGGAGAGAUUCCCCAGAUUAAGGGUCAUGGAGAUGCCGUAUGCGUUUCAGUGCUGUCCGUUUCUGACCUGUGAGAAACAUGUGAUGGGUUGGGAAAAAGAGAAGAACAGUAGCAAUGACACGGGAAGGAAAGACAGUGUUGCCUCCAACCCAGGAGACCACGAAUUUGAGGAUCUUUUCCCAGACCCUGAAGAUGACACUGUGUUACACCACUCAGUCCAGUGCUCCCCAACACCAGGCCCAUUCCAGCCAUGUCUUUAUCUGUUUGAGAGCUGGCUCAUCCGCUGUGGAGUUUGGAUUGUUGCUGUCGUGUCCCUGGUUGGUAACGCCAUGGUCAUGGUGUCCAUCUUUCUUUCUCCAACAUUUUUAUCUCCUGUGAAGCUGCUGGUGGGCUUGCUUGCAUUGGUCAACAGUCUGACAGGACUAUGCAGUGGAGUUAUGGCUCUUGUAGAUGCCCUAACCUUUGGUAGCUUUGCUAUGUAUGGCGCUAACUGGGAAAGCAGUACAAGCUGUAAGCUCACUGGCUUCGUGUCAGUUUUUGCGUCAGAAACAAGCGUUUUCCUCUUGACAGUGGCUGCUGUGGAAAGAAGCCUUUCUGUCCAUAACAGUAAAACAGCAUUGGAUUGUAGAGCAUCAAAAGCAAUGGUUAAGCUAGCAGUGCCACUGUGCUUCAUUGUGGGCUUGGCUCUAACAUCUAUACCUCUCAUACAUGUUGGAGAGUACGGCAUAUCAUCACUCUGCCUUCCUGUUCCUCUUGGAGAACACGCUGGUUUGGGCUUAAUGGUGGUUCAAGUACUAGUCAACUCUCUGUGCUACCUCAUCAUGACUGUGACGUACACGUGUCUGUACUGCAGCUUGGAGAAAGGGGAACACGACAAGCUCUGGGACUGCUCCAUGAUCCGGCACGUGGCCUGGCUUCUUUUUGCAAAUUGUGUCCUUUACUUCCCUGUAGCAUUCCUGUCGUUUUCUGCCCUGCUGAAACUCUCCGCCAUGGGCUCGGACAUUGUCAAAUCAGUGCUUCUGGUGGUUUUACCCUUACCCGCAUGCCUUAACCCCUUGCUUUAUGUGCUCUUCAACCCCCAUUUCAAAGAGGACCUGCGACUCCUGCUCAGACAGACUCGGGUGAGAAACCAGCGCCUGAGCCUGGCCUCGCUCGACUCAGACGAUGCUGAAAAGCAGUCCUGCGACUCCACGCAAGCUUUGGUCUCUUUCACCAGUUCAUCCCUUACUUACGACGUUCCCAGCAUACCC
This is a messenger RNA of Neoarius graeffei (lesser salmon catfish), 2613 nucleotides long. Its product is annotated as leucine-rich repeat-containing G-protein coupled receptor 5-like. The record is from RefSeq and is a predicted model, not a curated record. Gene Ontology annotation, cellular component: membrane. The annotation marks the transcript as partial. Lineage: Eukaryota; Metazoa; Chordata; Actinopteri; Siluriformes; Ariidae. The transcript is spliced from 20 exons. Gene Ontology annotation, biological process: G protein-coupled receptor signaling pathway. Gene Ontology annotation, molecular function: protein binding; G protein-coupled receptor activity.